AUGCUUGUGCCAGCUGCUGCUGCUGCUGCUGCUGCUGCUGCUGCUACUACCACUUCACACAAACUCAAAUGGCUGCAGCAGCAGCAGCUCCGCAGCAGCAGCAGCAGCUGCUGCUCCCUGCAGCAGCAGCAGGUCCAGCCUAUUUCCUCAUCGCGGCGCAGCGUUCAUGCUACUUCCUGCCCACUUGCGCAGCAGCAGCGGCCGCACCUGCAGCAGCAGCAGCAGCAGCAGCAGCAGCAGCAGCAGCAGCAGCAGCAGCAGGAUGCAUGCAUUGAUGCGGCUGCCAGUUCACCCCGGGCCCCCACUUGCCGGCGGCUGCUGCGGCUUAACAAAGGAGUCUUUGGGAAGCAUGAGGCGCUGCUGCUGCUGCGGGAGCUGCAGCAGCAAGUGGAGCAGCAGCACGAGAAGCAGCUGCUGCAGCAGCUGCAGCAGCUGCAGCAGCAGACAGACGCAACAAUGGCUGUCAUCUUCAAGCAGAGGGAGCAGAUACAGAAGCAUCUCGACAAGCAGCAGCAGCAGCAGCAGCAGCAGCAGCAGCAGCAGCAGCAGCAGCAGCAGCAGCAGCAGAGCAGCAGCAGACAUAGUAGGGGAAGGAGUCACCUGGAGGAGCUGAAAUUCGCGCUGCAGCAGCUGGAGAAGCAGCAGCAGCUGGCAGAAGAGAAGCAUCGGCAGCAGCAGCAGCAGCUGCAGCAGCAGGCAAUUGCUGCUGCUGCUGAAGCAGCAAGAGUGCUCUAUAGGGGCUUCCGCGAGCACGGGUCUUUUAGGCCGAAGCCCCUAAACCACUGGAAGCACAGGAGAAAG
Molecule: messenger RNA, 801 nt
Organism: Eimeria necatrix
Lineage: Eukaryota; Apicomplexa; Conoidasida; Eucoccidiorida; Eimeriidae
Exons: 3
Source: RefSeq, a predicted model, not a curated record